Trichomycterus rosablanca is the source of this 2311-nucleotide messenger RNA. It is a transcript of the gene hap1, whose product is annotated as huntingtin associated protein 1. Gene Ontology annotation, biological process: mitochondrion distribution; vesicle transport along microtubule; neurogenesis. The coding region runs from base 1 to 2265 and encodes 754 amino acids. The transcript is spliced from 14 exons. NCBI's taxonomy places the organism in Eukaryota, Metazoa, Chordata, Actinopteri, Siluriformes, Trichomycteridae. Gene Ontology annotation, molecular function: myosin binding; signaling receptor binding. The record is from RefSeq and is a predicted model, not a curated record. Gene Ontology annotation, cellular component: mitochondrion; dendrite; cytoplasmic vesicle.
AUGGAGGUGUGGAGCAGCUCGGGAGGAGACGACAGUGAGAAGGAGAGCAGUGGAAGUCAGGAUGAGGAAGAAGAGGAGCCUGAAGACGAAACAGGGCAAAGCACUGAGGGUCUGUGCAGAGAGCUGGUGGAAGUACUGUGUUCAGAGAGAGUUGGACAGGUCACAAAGACAUACCAUGAUAUAGAAGCUGUCACACACCUUUUGGAAGAGAAAGAACGAGAUUUAGAGCUGGCAGCUCGAAUCGGCCAGUCACUGCUGAAACAGAACAAGACACUGAAAGAACGGAAUGAACUGCUGGAUGAACAGCUGGAGAUUGCGAAAGAAGAGAUAGCUCAGCUGCGUCAUGAGCUCUCCAUGCGAGAUGAUCUUCUGCAAUUCUAUGCCGGGACUGAGGAGGGUGAAACUUCUGCAGAAUCGUGUUCACUGUUUAGAAGAAUUGAGUCAAGCUCUUCUCUCAGUAACUACAUUAAUUAUGACUUCCUAGACCAGAAGCUUAAGAAUUUGGAGGAGGAGAAUUUCAAACUGCGGGCUAAGGCUAAUGAACUAACAUCAGAGACCACCAGUUAUGAGGAGCAAGAGCAGCAGCUGAUGAUGGUGUGUGUUGAAGAGCUCUCUUCAGUGAAUAAGCAGGUGGUGGAUCUGUCUGAGGAGCUGGCUCGAAAGGUUGAGGACUCUCUCCGGCAUCAGGAGGAGAUUAGCUCUCUGUUAGGCCAGGUUGUCGACCUGCAGCAGCGCUGUAAAGUGCAAAUCAAAGAGAAUGAGGAACUGACCCAGCAUUUGAAUGCUUCACGAGAAAGUCAGUCACAACUCAGGACAGAGCUGAAGGACGUGCAGGAGAGGUACUCAGAGUGUAAAGACAUGCUAUGGGAAGCCAGAGAGGAUAUCAAGAACCUGCGCAAUAAGAGCCUGCCCAACAGCACAGUGCAGCGCUACAGUUCCCUCGCUGCCGUGUUUCCUAUGGACUCCCUCGCUGCCGAAAUCGAAGGAACUUUCCGCAAAGGCCUGGACAGUCCUGCUCCCUCAGAAUACAAAACCCACCCUUAUCGCGUGUUUGAGACAGUGAAGGUGGCUAAUCAGGUUGCUCGGCUCCGCUCUUGCAGCCACUCCCCUCAGAUACCUGGAUCUAGUCCCACCUCUUCUCCGUCUAGUCGAACCAGCACACCACGCACCAACUACUAUGGCUCUGACUCUGUUAGCCUCAACUUUGAAGAAAAAACCCACUUUGUAACACCUUCACAUGAGCAGAGUCUUGUGGAGUUUAAACGUCUGGGUCAACCGGGGAUGCCAGGUGGACAGGACCUUGAGGAGGCUCUGCGUUCCCUUUCUGCACGCCAGGAGAGCCAUUCCUCUGAUCGGCCGUUCUUUGAGGUGGAGCGUGAGAGAAAGCUCAGGUUACUGGUUGGUGGCAGCAGCAGUGCAGCAGGCUCUAGUGGCUUCCUCACUCCCAAUGACAGCUUGGCCUCAACAGGAACCAACUACUCAGGAAUGUCACAUCCUUCGUCUGCUUCAUCCGGCUCACGUUCCUACCUACCCGAACGACUGCAGAUAGUCAAACCACUAGAGGGUUCAGUUACCUUGCACCACUGGCAGCAACUGGCUAAACCCAACUUAGGGGGCAUCCUUGAACCACGACCAGGUAUCCUCACCAAAGACUUCAAGGAGCUGGAUGUGGACGUUCAGGAUGUUUAUAACCUCACCGACCUUGAGGAGGAUGAACCAGAUUGGUCUAAACUCUCUAACUCCACUCAGAACCCAAUAGUCACUUCAUCUGGAUCCAACUUCUCUCACACCUGCCCCACCCACACCAUCACCAACUCUCAGAUCCUUCAUCCAUCCAUUCUGCUGUCCUCCUUUUCCACUAGCCUUGCAGUGGGUAACUUGCCCUCUUCUGGAAGUGGGGGGCAUGUAAGGACUUCAUCGGAUAUUCAGCAGUUUCCAGCAUAUCAUGGUUUGCUCCAUAGAACAGUCACAAGCACGACACCCUCGCAAGGUCUUGUCAAGCUGCUUCAGGAACAAGGCAUCUCUGCUGCGACUCAGCCCAUCCUCAGACCCUCCUCCAACACAAGUCUGCAGGAUGAAGUUAAAGGUGGGGGUCAUCAAGAAGAGAAACGGCAGAAAAACAUUUUCAGCUUGAAUCUGGUUGAGAAGCUUCAGAGCGUAGGCCUUUAUAAAGUGGUUGCCAGAGGAUUUAUAGAUUCUAGGAAGAAGGAAGAAGAUUCACACACUUCUUCUUUAUUAAGAAAAAAACUGAAAGCUGGCCUGUAAAUGAGCUAGUUGUAGGUACUGUCUGUAAUUUAUUUAGCUGAUCUAA